GAAACACUGUCAGACUCAAUUCCGCCUCCUCUUUCUCCUCCUCAGAGGAAAUCUGCCACUUCUAGCUGCCCUGCCCUCCCCUUUAAAGGGCGACUUGCUCUGAGCUCCACCGCGGACCCAGGCUUCUCCCGCCUGCUGCUCAGCCCGUGCAUCUGCCGGUCGGCGCACCAGCCCGCGCCGAGCAGCUUCUACAGAAAGACGCCCGAAGAUGGAGAGCAAAGCACUGCUCCUGGUGGUCCUGGGCUUGUGGCUCCAGAGUCUGACCGCCUCCCGCGGAGGGGUGGCCGCCGCCGCCGGAAGAGAGUUUAAGGACAUCGAAAGUAAAUUUGCCCUAAGGACUCCUGAAGACACAGCCGAGGACACUUGCCACAUCGUUCCUGGAGUGUCAGAGUCGGUGGCCCACUGCCACUUCAACCACAGCAGCAAGACCUUCGUGGUGAUCCACGGCUGGACGGUGACAGGGAUGUAUGAGAGUUGGGUGCCCAAACUCGUGGCCGCCUUGUAUAAGAGGGAACCGGACUCCAAUGUCAUUGUGGUGGACUGGCUGUCGCGGGCCCAGCAGCAUUACCCAGUGUCUGCAGGUUACACCAAGCUGGUGGGAAAGGACGUGGCCAGGUUCAUCAACUGGAUGGAGGAGGAAUUUAACUACCCUGUGGACAACGUCCAUCUCUUGGGAUACAGCCUUGGAGCCCAUGCUGCUGGCAUUGCUGGAAGUCUGACCAAUAAGAAGGUCAACAGAAUUACUGGCCUGGACCCAGCUGGACCUAACUUUGAGUAUGCAGAAGCGCCCAGUCGUCUUUCUCCUGAUGACGCGGAUUUUGUGGACGUCUUACACACAUUCACCCGAGGGUCUCCGGGCCGAAGUAUUGGAAUCCAGAAGCCAGUAGGGCAUGUCGAUAUUUAUCCUAAUGGAGGCACUUUUCAACCAGGAUGCAACAUUGGGGAAGCUAUUCGUGUAAUUGCAGAGAGAGGCCUUGGAGAUGUGGACCAGCUAGUGAAGUGCUCCCAUGAACGCUCCAUUCAUCUCUUCAUCGACUCCCUGUUGAAUGAAGAAAACCCAAGUAAGGCCUACAGGUGCAAUUCCAAGGAAGCCUUUGAGAAAGGGCUCUGCCUGAGUUGCAGAAAGAACCGUUGCAACAACGUGGGCUACGAGAUCAAUAAGGUCAGAGCCAAAAGAAGCAGCAAAAUGUAUAUGAAGACUCGAUCUCAGAUGCCCUACAAAGUCUUUCACUACCAAGUAAAGAUUCAUUUUUCCGGGACUGAGAGUGAUACGCAGACCAACCAGGCUUUUGAGAUCUCUCUGUAUGGUACUGUGGCUGAGAGCGAGAACAUCCCCUUCACCCUGCCUGAAAUUUCCACAAAUAAGACCUACUCCUUCCUGAUUUACACGGAGGUAGAUAUUGGAGAACUGCUAAUGAUGAAGCUCAAGUGGAAGAGCGAUUCCUACUUCAGCUGGUCAGACUGGUGGAGCAGCCCCGGCUUUGCUAUUGAGAAGAUCAGAGUGAAAGCAGGAGAGACUCAAAAAAAGGUGAUCUUCUGCUCCAGGGAGAAAGUGGCUCAUCUGCAGAAGGGGAAGGGAUCGGCGGUGUUUGUGAAAUGCCACGACAAGUCUCUCAAUAAGAAGUCUGGCUGAUACUGGAAAAGUCUACAGAAAGAAGAGCACAUGAAUUCUGUGAAGAAUAAAGUGAACGAAGUAAAUUUUACAAAAGAUGCCCAGUGCUUAUGGUGUUUAAAAGUGGGCUUGUCCUGAGUAUUAAUCCCAGCUCUAUCCUUGUUAGUUCAAUUAGGAAACAGUCCCAAAUACUAAAAAAGCGGCUAAUUGAAUUUGAGACCCAAGCUGCACACCCCGCAGCAUUAAAACACAGUACAUGUGAAAAGCACUGUAUUCUGUCCUCUGAGAAAGAACAAUCGUUUGUGUGUGUAAUAAGAUAAGGUUCCUCCAUGCAGUGUGUUGGCCAUAGCCUAAAAUUAGUUAGAACCUCCUAUUUUAACUAAUAUUCUGGAUUUUUUUGGACGGAGGCCUUCUCAGAGUUUUCUCCAAGUCUGAAUAUAGAAAAUGGUUCCCUGUGGCAAGAGUCAGAUCUGUUUGUUUAGCAGUCAAAACAUCUGGUCUUUUGAAAUAGUUCUCUUGUCAUUGGGAUGUGACCCAGGAGUUAACCAGGGACAUGUGACUUGGAGAGGGACAGAGAAUGGGGCCAAUAAAGUCCUAAGCCUUGGCCCCACUGUUGGUUUGCAUCAUGGCAGAGUUAUAAGCAAAAGAUAAGAAGUUCAGAUCCAUUCAUUCUUAAUAGAUUUUACAUUUUAUUGCUUAAUCUCUCUUCCUUUUUUUCUCUGUCUUAAUAUUAUAGUUUUACAAUGUUCUCCAAAAACAAGCCUACAAUCCUCAGCGGACAUUUAAUUGGGUGCAGAAAGAAAAUGAUACCAUGAUUUUAUUAUCACAGUUUUCAGAUUAUUUUCAUCAAUUUGAAAUAAUUUCCUAUCCAAUGAUUGCUAUUGAGAUUCGGGUUCAUCUCAGUCAUGCCUCAGUCAUACCUAAAGCGUGAAAAACUUUCAUUUCUGGCUCAGAUGUGUUAAAAUUCAAAUUCCGUGUCAUGCAAACUGCAAAUUUUAAACAAGUAUUGUUUUUCUUAAGUAUCAAAAGCUGGAACAGUUGCUGGGUUCUAUGCAUAAGCAGUGCUUAUAAACUGUUUCGUGCAAGAAAGAAUCCUUGAUUGCUAUUGCAGUGCCAGGAGGGUUGUUAUUGUUUUUAACAACUAAUCGAGAGUGAGUGAACCAUUAUUUAUGAACUAGAACUCCUAUAUUCUGAAUGCUUUUCUGUAUAUUAAUAUAAAAUGAUUAAGAGGUCAGCUAUGUUGGAGGCUAUUGCUGGGAACCCAAACUGUGAAAAAGUGUGUGGAUAUCUGAACAUGUGCCUAGAAAGCCCCACCUGUGUUUGUCAUGCAGUGUGAUUUGGAAGGUCAACAGUCAAGGGAGGUACUGAAACGUGUCAGAGUAGAAAUAGUUCCAGAUGCGCCAGAGUAUCAGCCCUUUAUUGGAGAAAGAUAUUGUGCCUAUAGAAUGUAGGACAAAUGUUGUGAUUGACCACAUCAGACUUGGAAUGAAUUCUCUCUGACAAUAAAAAGAUGUAUGAUUUGUCAUCGGCAUCCCCCUUUAUUGCUAAUUCAUUGAUUUUUCUGGAUUUGGGUUUUGAUCAAAGGUGCAUAAACUUAAAGAUUUCAGCAAAUCAGUGCAUGGCUUGGGAACUCUGCUUCUAAAGACUUGGCUAUAUAUAUUUAUAUCAGUGAUGCUUUGCCUUUAAAUUUUAUUUAUGAGCUGUAAAUAUGUGUGUGGAUGUGUACAGGAGCUUGUACAUAUUGGAAAGCUCAUUGUGGCUGCCUGCAUUUAUAGAUUUAUAGACAUGUGGUGCUGACUUUGUUUGUGUCUGAUCAGUGAUGGUCUCACUGACCCAAAUCACUCUUAUGAAAUAAUAUGAAAUGGGCUUCAAAUUAAAAAAAAAGGAAAGAAACUGAAUUAACUAUGUGAAGAAAUGGAAUCUGCUUUUAAUAAAAUUGACAAAGUUUUAUUACAAUA
Messenger RNA from Sciurus carolinensis (gray squirrel), 3570 nucleotides. RefSeq names its product lipoprotein lipase (gene Lpl). Gene Ontology annotation, molecular function: apolipoprotein binding; lipoprotein lipase activity. The record is from RefSeq and is a predicted model, not a curated record. The transcript is spliced from 10 exons. Gene Ontology annotation, biological process: lipid metabolic process. The coding region runs from base 209 to 1633 and encodes 474 amino acids. NCBI's taxonomy places the organism in Eukaryota, Metazoa, Chordata, Mammalia, Rodentia, Sciuridae.